AAUCGCUUGCUAUAUUUUUGUAACGAAAAAGACGAGUCUUUGUCCAGUCAGAGAAUCAUUGAUUUCUUCCCUUUUCUCUUUUGCUUCCAAACGAUUUAACAUUGUCUAAGUUCAUAGGAUUUCUUUUCUUUUAUGGUGAGUUUGAAAGCUUCUUUUUGAUUUUAUUACCUGUUUUCUGGGAUUCGUGUAUUUAAUGUUUUGAAAAGCGUGAAUAUUAUUAUGAAUCGUCUUAUAUUCUGAAGAAGUUCUGGUCUUUACAGCUUCAGUCCUUCAAGAAAAAUGGAGAAGGUGGCAAACAGGAGCCACAUGAGAGGGCUUGCUUUAUGGCUAAUAAUGAUCAUCAAGUUAUUAAUCGUUCUCUCUGCAUGCUCUGCUGAAUUAAUCCCAGCCAGAAAACUCCUAAAGGAAGCGGACAGUAACCCUCCUGAAGUCCAGUUGCUGAUAAGUGAUCACAGAGUGGUUAUUGACAAUGGACUUGUUCAAGUCACUAUCGAGAAUCCAUCUGGUCAUUUGACAGGAAUUAAAUACAAGGGAAUGCAUAAUGUGCUUGAAAGGAGAAACGAAAACGACAAUAAAGGGUACUGGGACGUUGUUUGGAAUGAUAAUGUCUAUGACAAGCUAGCGGCAAAACAUGUCAAGGUUAUCACACAAACUGAUGACUUAGUAGAGGUUUCCUUUACCAAAAAAUGGAAAUUUGCAACAGACCAUCGCUAUUCAGUUCCCUUAAACGUAGACAAAAGGUUCAUUGUCCGACGAGGCGUGCCAGGGCUUUACAUGUAUAGCAUUCUCGAGCGCCAGGAGGAUUUUCCGGAGGCUUAUAUGUUCCAAAUAAGGAUUGCUUUCAAGCUCAAGGAAGACAAGUUUCGUUUCAUGGCGACAUCGGACACCAUACAAAGGAUCAUGCCUACUGCGGAAGAUCGAGAUGAUAGUCGGUCUCAGGUUCUUGCCUACAAAGAAGCUGUUCUAUUGACCAAUCCAACCAAUCCAGAACUUAGAGGACAGGUUGACGAUAAGUACCAAUAUUCAUGUGAGAACAAAGAUAACAAGCUUCAUGGGUGGAUAUCCGAUGAUGAUGCCGUGGGUUUCUGGAUAAUCACCCCCAGCGAUGAGUUCCGAACUGGUGGCCCACACAAGCAGGACCUCACUUCUCACGUUGGCCCCACUGCUCUCUCCAUGUUUGUUAGUACUCAUUAUACCGGGACCGAGAUAGAUGUAUUCUACAAGGAAGGAGAGGCUUGGAAAAAAGUUUUUGGUCCUGUUUUUAUCUAUCUUAAUUCUGCUUCUCCCGACGAUGAUUACCGCAAGACACUCUGGGAUGACGCUAAAAGACAGUUGAAUGAAGAAAUUGAAAACUGGCCGUACAAUUUCACUCAAUCGGAUGAUUUUCCUCAUGCUGAAGAACGAGGAGUAGUGGAGGGUCAAUUACUAGUGCGAGACCGAUAUAUGGAUAAAGAAUUAAUGCAGGCGCAAUCUGCCUUUGUGGGGUUGGCGGCGCCUGGAUAUGCAGGAUCAUGGCAAACCGAAGGAAAGGGCUAUCAGUUCUGGACUCAAACAGACAAGGCUGGCCGUUUCAGUAUAAAAAAGGUCCGACCAGGGGAAUAUAAUUUGUAUGCAUGGGUCCAUGGUUUCAUUGGAACCUAUAAGUUAGAUCUCAACAUCACUAUCGAACCAGGAAACAAGAUCAACUUGGGUACCCUUAUAUAUGAUCCUCCAAGAAAUGGCCCUACAUUGUGGGCAAUCGGGAUUCCUGACAGGACUGCAGCCGAGUUCUUCGUACCGGAACCAGACCCAACAUUUGUUAACCCAAUCCUCAACGAUGACGAGGACGCAUUCAAACAAUACGGAUUGUGGGACCGCUACUCAGAUAUUUAUCGUCACAGUGAUCUUGUCUACACUGUGGGCGUUACCAAUUAUUCUCGGGAUUGGUUCUUUGCUCAUGUUCCCAGGAAUAUAGGGAACGCUUCGAACUGGGGAACCACAUGGCAGAUUAAAUACAAUCUCCAAGAUGUGAACGAGACAGGAAGGUACACUCUCCAGUUGGCCUUGGCAGCAGCUUCUUAUGCUGAAGUACAGGUUCGAUUCAACAAUCCAGAUGUCAUUCAACCUCAUUUUACAACGACGAGAAUAGGUUACGAUAAUGUUGUAGCAAGGCAUGGAAUCCACGGAUUGUACAGAUUGUAUAGUAUAAAAGUACCUGGUAAUAGAUUUCAGAAAGGGGACAACACAAUCUUUCUAACUCAGCCAAGAAGCCAAGGCUCAUUCAACGCGGUUCUGUAUGACUACAUUCGAUUAGAAGGACCAGCAGUAUAAUCAAUUAUCUAGUAAUGUGCGAAUAGGAAGUUCGUUUAUAUUCUUUCAGGUUGUAAUGAUCAUAGGCGUUGCUAGUGAAUUUUGAUUCAUGCCUAAUUUGGGCCAAAAUGCAUAGUAAGAAGGUAAAAUGAGAGAAAAUUAUUGUUUCAUUUACUUGAUAUUGCUCAUUGGCUAGCUUGCUUUGAAUUCUUUGAUUUUGGCAACUAUCCAUUGUCCCAAUUACAAGAUCCCACCCAGGAGGGAGCAGUCCAAGCCAUAGUCGAUUAGAAAGAAAAUUACCUUAAAACACGCCAAACAAACCGGAUAAAAAAAUCAUAGCACAAAACCAACUUUAACAAAAGCUGUUAGUUCACAAUUCAGUGUUGAGAGAGCCUUUGAUUUUGAACCUAGGACCUUAAUUAAUUCUGCCUUCUUACUGCCUGACUGUGCUCGAGAAGCUUUUUCGAUAAAUUAGCA
Durio zibethinus is the source of this 2766-nucleotide messenger RNA. The record is from RefSeq and is a predicted model, not a curated record. Lineage: Eukaryota; Viridiplantae; Streptophyta; Magnoliopsida; Malvales; Malvaceae.